Molecule: messenger RNA, 885 nt
Organism: Coffea arabica (coffee)
Lineage: Eukaryota; Viridiplantae; Streptophyta; Magnoliopsida; Gentianales; Rubiaceae
Source: RefSeq, a predicted model, not a curated record
GUUUAUUAUUGCUAAUUAAUUGGAUUACUGGAAUGGACAGGUUGUUGCAGUUAAGCAAUUGGAUAGAAAUAGGCUUCAGGGUAAAUUUAAUCGGUUACUGUGCUGAUGGGGACCAGAGGCUACUUGUCUAUGAGUUCAUGCCCUUGGGAUCAUUGGAAGAUCAUCUUCAUAAUCUUCCACCUGAUAAAGAACCAUUAGAUUGGAAUUCAAGAAUGAAGAUAGCAGCAGGUGUGGUCAAGGAUUUGGAGCAUCUUCAUGAUAAAGCGAAUCCUCCUGUCAUUUAUAGGGAUUUCAAGUCAUCUAACAUAUUACUGGAUGAAGGGUUUGUUCCAAAGCUUUCAGACUUUGGGCUGGCGAAACUUGGUCCUACUGGAGACAAGUCGCAUGUCUCCACAAGGGUCAUGGGAACUUAUGGUUAUCGUGCUCCUGAGUAUGCUAUGAGUGGGCAAUUGAUGGUGAAAUCUGAUGUCUACAAUUUUGGGGUUGUCUUCCUGGAACUUAUCACUGGACAGGAACAUAUGGAUAAGCGGGAGAAGGAGAUUCAAGAACUACGGUUGCUUGGUGCAUCAAAUGAGAAGGCUUAUGCUGUUUUUCACAAUGCUGGAUAUCUACUUCAGAAUGUUCCUGGUCAAUCUUGGAGGUACAGCUGAUAUCAAUAUCGAAUAAUGUAUUCUGACUUGUGGGAUUGACGAAUCCAUAAAAGAUGAAAGUUCUACAAAUUAGCUUUGUCAUCUUCUGUUUUGGGAUUUGAAUCUAGAGUUGAAUAAUGUUACAUUAGGUUUUAGACAGCAGAAUCUAGAUUCAUGUCUGUCUUUGUUGUUGUAAACUACUGUACUGAUAAAAUUUCUAUAGUAGGAUAUUUUGUUGUGUAUCAUUUGACUUUGA